AUGUUCGAGGACUUCUCCUUUUCGUCGCCGACUUCACAGCCUCCCCGGCUUGGGAUAGAUACUGAGGAUAGACUUAUGAUAGAUUGCGACAGUGCUCUCAUCUCACCAUUAUCAUCACGUUGUUCAUCUCCGUCGCGUCGGUUCCGCACGCUCUCCCGGUCGAAGUCCUCAUACUUCCGGUCUCAGCAGCCACCUCCAACUUCUGUCCCCUUCUCUUACGAACAGAAGCGUCUCUCUAUUUCCACUCUUACACAGAAACUCCAUGAACAUACUUUACAAACUCCUAACGAAUCCGUUGCCGAUCGAGGCCGGCUAAAUUAUGAUGGGUUUCGGCUAUCCGGGAGAUAUCCCGGGUGUAUUUUGACGCCACCGGAUAUGGAUCAUGAUGAUACAGGCCGUUCCGAUUCAUCCCUUUCACUUUGUUCAAUUCCAAGUCCAACUUCCAUACCACCGGAAUUUUCCAGAGGAUCCUUAGAAGGCCCGAUGGAUUUUCCACAACUGGAUCAUCUCAAUGUGCGCACUCGACGACAGAACCUCUCACAGUUGCAAUGUAACAAAGAUGACAUGGAAGCUAUUCGCUGCGCAGUACUGUCCGAAGAUUCCAUGGACCCUGAACUCUCUCAAGACGACUGCCAUCCCAGUUCAUUGCCGCCGCGAUCUUCACCGCGCCGGAGAGUCUUGGCGUUGCACCGGAGUCGCUUCGGCCCACCAGAUAUCUCGGCUGACCCGCGUGGUCGGCGGAGAAGUAACUCGAUAACAAUGCAGUCUCAUCGUAUUGAGAAGAGCCAUAUUCCGUUUCCUGGUCGAGAUGCGUCUAAGCGCUGUGAACAGGGCCUUCGGCGGAAGAGUAUGGUGAGUGCCGCCUUGGCAUCUGUCGUGGAACAUGCGUGA
Penicillium taxi is the source of this 891-nucleotide messenger RNA. RefSeq lists its product as uncharacterized. Bases 1 to 891 code for a protein of 296 amino acids. NCBI's taxonomy places the organism in Eukaryota, Fungi, Ascomycota, Eurotiomycetes, Eurotiales, Aspergillaceae. The transcript has a single exon. The record is from RefSeq and is a predicted model, not a curated record.